This is a messenger RNA of Zea mays, 3755 nucleotides long. RefSeq lists its product as uncharacterized. The record is from RefSeq and is a predicted model, not a curated record. NCBI's taxonomy places the organism in Eukaryota, Viridiplantae, Streptophyta, Magnoliopsida, Poales, Poaceae. The transcript has 9 exons. Bases 412 to 3510 code for a protein of 1032 amino acids.
ACGGCCGUCAGGCCCAGGGACGAACCCUGCCCCACCACCACCGCCUCCGCCUCGUCGUCGUGGGGCGCUGGCGACGCGUUUGUUUUGUUCAUCACACGCCCGCGGGUUUCCUGUUUCUUCUCUUCCCCCGGCCGCGCGCGUCCGACGCGGGGCAGCGAGCCAGCGACCACUCUCGCCUGCCUGCCUACCUACCCAUCCCACACCCGCCUGGGGAAAAUCAAAGCGCCGCCCUCGCACGCACUCGCGCUCCCCACUCCCCUCACCUCACUCCUCGUAACGGCUCGGCAAAACCCCCAGCACGCGGUCGACGAGACGAGAGCCGAGAAACAGUCCACUCCUCACUCCCGUUCCGUUUCGUUUCCCCAGUUCCGCAUGGCCGCCGCGAGGUAGCGGCGCAGGCGCUCACCGGGGAUGGCGGCCGGAGGGAGGGGCAAGCUGGCGCCGGCGGAAGUGGCGCCCGCGGCGUUUCCCUCGCGGGGCUUGGCGGUGGCGGGGGCCGCGGCGGGCGAGGUGGUGCGGCGCGUGAGGCCCACGGAGGCCUCCGAGCGCCGCCGCGCGGAGGUCGUCGACUACGCGCGGAGGCUCGUCGGCUCAGCGCUCGGAUGCGAGGUUUUUGCAUUUGGAUCAGUUCCACUAAAGACUUACCUUCCUGAUGGGGAUAUUGAUCUAACUGUCCUUGGAAAUACAUCUUAUGAUAGUACUUUGGUUAAUGAUGUUUUCUGCAUUCUUGAGUCUGAGGAGCAGAAUAGUGAUGCUGAAUUUGUAGUGAAGGACUUGGAACGAAUUGAUGCCGAGGUCAGGCUCAUUAAAUGCACUAUUGGAAAUAUUAUAGUUGAUAUCUCAUUCAACCAAACUGGUGGGAUCUGCGCACUCUGCUUCCUUGAGCUGGUUGAUCGGAAAGUUGGAAAAAACCAUCUAUUUAAAAGGAGCAUCAUAUUGAUCAAGGCAUGGUGCUAUUAUGAAAGCCGCCUACUAGGAGCUCAUCAUGGACUUAUAUCAACCUAUGCACUGGAAGUACUUAUCCUUUAUGUAUUCAAUCUAUUCCACAAAUCUCUCCACAGCCCUGUGGAGGUUCUUUAUAGGUUUCUGGAAUAUUUUAGCAAGUUUGACUGGGACAACUAUUGCAUAAGUUUAAAUGGCCCUGUUGCUUUGUCGUCUUUGCCAAACUUAAUUGUUGAAGCUACAGUUACACAUACCAGUGACUUAUUGUUUGACAAAGAAUUCCUCAAGAGCUCCAUGGAUAAAGCAACUGUACCUCCAAAAAAUUCCGAUUCAUGCUAUCCGAGGUUUCGUCCUAAACAUCUAAACAUAGUUGAUCCACUGAAGGAGUACAACAAUCUUGGCAGAAGUGUCAACAGAGCUAGCUUUAAUCGCAUUCGAACAGCUUUCUUAUAUGGUGCUCGAAAGCUUGGUCAUAUUGUCACGUUACCAUCAGAAGUUAUUCCUGAUGAAAUUUAUGAGUUUUUCAAAAACACUUUGGGAAGGAAUGAACUAGGGGCAAGACCAGAUAUUGACAGCAAUUAUGCUUUUCAUUCUUCCUUUGGUACUGCUGAGACUAUUUUGGAAGAUAUAUCAAGUAUGAAGAUUUCCGAUGGUGAAGAUGAGAACAUAACCUGUCAUCUUUCAAAGAGCUUGGGUGAUAAAAACUUAUACGUUGGAAUGAAUGGACAUACACAUUUGAGUAAUUAUUUUCCAGGAGUCCGUAACACUGCAUUAAGUACUGGUUUAAGUACAAGAGCAUCCCAUUUUGUUCAUAAUGCACCAAAACUACAUUCAUCGUUUUGCCAUGAUAACAGUCACGGUGACAGUGAAAAAUGUUACUUGAACCAUGGAAUGGAGCAGGUAUCUCACUACACUGCUAAAGCCUUCUGUAUAGAUGAUAAGACAACAAUACAGUCACAAGUUUUUGUGAGCAACCCAUCACUAUUGAGCACCUCUGCUGCUGUCACUGCUUCAGAACUUGCCACCAAACAGAAAAAAUGGAGUACUGCCUAUGUGGAGAAACAACAUUUUUCUCCCUCACCAUCAAGCUUGCCAGAUCUUUCAGGGGAUCUGGAUUCACAAUUUAGAUGUUUGCGUCAAGUUCAGUACCACCUCGAAUACUUGUUUGAUGGGUUUUUGCAGUCAGUUCAGGGAGCAUCUUCUGCUGAUAAGUUUCACAAGGACCCCUUUCACAUUUCUGCUUGCAGUAUCUUGUUGGACAGAGAUACAGGAUCGCCAAGGUUGCAGUUGCUUUCACCUGCUCGAAGCAAUGGAAGGGAUCCAUCUCCCGUUUCUUGUAGUCAGAGCACAGAAUGUGUCUCUCAGCAUUCACAGAAUGGAAGCCCAUGGGAUAUGGCUUCUCAACGGAGUGUCUCUGUGCCCUCUGGAAUCGAUAUUCCACCAAAUGGAGUCUCACCGUGUUCUUCUUGUGCUGAUUCUGAGGUUUCUUCUGUUUCAUGGUUUCAUGGCUCUGGGGAUAGCGCUAUGAUGCAUGGAAGUGGAAAAGACACAUACUUUACAAGAAAGAGCUGUUAUACUCGCUGGGAGCGAUUGGCAUCUUCAAGAAAGAAUGGGAAAAUACUGCCAAAUCAAUCAGUGAAAUAUAAAAGCAACCAGAAGUCAGCUCCAGGAGCAAGAUUUGUGUCUCACAAGGAGCAGGCCGCAAUAGACAGUAGAACCAAAGAAAUAACAAUCGAUCAAGCUUUGAAGAUACAUGAAUACAUUGAAUCAGACAUGAAAAUUGUUGAAAAACUCAGUUGUCAUAAUCAAAAGGAAGUCCGUCAUGACAAUGAAGCAAGACAAUUACCAAAUAACAACCAGGAUGUUUGCUUGAAUAAGAACUUUUUGCAAAACCGAUAUCAUGUGGAGUCUACACGAGCUCCCAGAGCAACACAUCAGAUUCCUAAAUAUCAACCGUUUAAAAUUCAAAAUACUACAGAGUGUGAUAGAGCUAGCCUAAGUAAGAACAUGCCCAGAAAGCACAGCUGUGGCACUUGGAAAGAGUAUGAGAUACUUGACCGGCCAACAAAGCAGAGACCAAUUUGUGGCCCAUUGAAGCUAGAAAACAGACAUGUCUGGGAUUGCACAAAGAAGAUAUCAGCUGGAAACCAGAAGUGUAAUAAUCAUAAGGAUUACCUAUCUUUCGUAAGAGGUGCAGUGCCACGCAGCCACGCAGCAAGCACUCCAAAUGGUUUAGAAAAGGAGGCGGCUAAUUCAAAUAAAUCCGCUGACAACGGAAGUCCCGUAAGGCCAAUCUUGCCAGAGUUAUUGCUUUCUUGUCAUGACAUCAAUAGCCAAGAGAGGUCCCCAUCAUCUAGUGCUCAUCAAUCAUACUUCCCUGCUGCAAAUGAUCGACCACUGGAGACUAUAGAGUUUGGAUCUUUGGGACCUUUUGCACUGCCUUUAUCCUCAUUGAAGUCAAAUGGAACUACUAACACAGAAGCUACAAGUAAGGUGUUUACAGAUGCCUCUCCAUUUGUGUUACAGAGGUCCAGGGCCGCCGCAACUGAAAACAGUGCUGGAGGCUGAUGGGUCUGAGGAAAGAACAAUCAUCGAGGUAAUACCUUCUCCCAUGGAGAGGCUGCUUCAAACCUGCAACCGAAGACCUGCCCUUGUUUAGGCAUAAAAUUCAAUAAGUAUGAUUGGUGUAGUAUAUGGGGAUUAGGGACUGUCACAGAAGACCGAUACGUGUGUCUGGCAUCCAGAUUUGUUGUUAUGUGAUAGUGAUUCCAUGCACUUUUACGCUACAUACAAUGGCUACAAUUCUGUCCUUA